Messenger RNA from Salvia hispanica, 800 nucleotides. RefSeq lists its product as uncharacterized. The record is from RefSeq and is a predicted model, not a curated record. NCBI's taxonomy places the organism in Eukaryota, Viridiplantae, Streptophyta, Magnoliopsida, Lamiales, Lamiaceae.
UAGAAAUUGCACGUGAAUGAAAAUCACACAAGAGCAACGCAGACAAAGCUUGUCCCUUCAACCUUUCAACCUUCAACUGUCAAACAACAACAACAUAGACGACCUUCUCUCUCUCUCCAAACUGAUCAUACAAACAAAAAGAGAGAAAUUAAUGUUUGUGAUUAUGUUGAGUUAAAGAUCUCAUCUUCAAUUCCACCGAAAAUCACAUAUAUCUAUGAGCGGCGAAGGAGAAGGAUGGGGAGGAUGGCCGGCGCCGCCGCCGAUGUAUCUAACAAAAGACGAGCAGUGGAGCCACUUUGACGACUCCGUGAAUGCAGUCUCUUUCGGCUUCGUGGCCACCGCCAUUCUCAUCUCCAUGUUUCUCCUCAUGGCCAUUUUCGAAAAGUUCCUCAGAACCACCUCGCCGGAGCUCUCUCCUCCCGCCUCCCGCCGCCCCGAUCAUCUUAUUGCUGCCGAUGCCAAACCACCCUACCACCCUUCUCCUAAAGCAAUGGAGGUUUAUGUGGUGAUGCCGGGUGAGGAUGUGCCGACCUUCAUUGCCCAUCCAGCCCUCGACUGCGUGGCCCAUGAUGCAACCAACAUUCUAGUUUCAUCAACAUCUUGAAUUCAAGGCUACUUUUUGUGCCUUACUUUCACUGUUAGUGUGUGUGUGUUUCUUUUGUAAUGGUAUGCUUUUGCAGGAAUUAAUUUGGCAAAAUAAGUAGGAGACUUUAGAGCAUGUCGAUAGAUGAGAUGAGGUCAUCAUCCAAUUUAACAUGUAUAAACAUCCAACCACUGAAAAUGGGCUAAUUUUUAAGCAC